Pelodiscus sinensis (Chinese soft-shelled turtle) is the source of this 2934-nucleotide messenger RNA. The record is from RefSeq and is a predicted model, not a curated record. Lineage: Eukaryota; Metazoa; Chordata; Testudines; Trionychidae.
UUAGGAUGUUUAAAGCAUCCAUGUUUUACUUGAACAUGGAUGCUUUAAACAUGGUUAUAUAGUGGUAGUGGGCAAGGAGCUGAAUUUAUUUUAAUAUUGUCUUCAGCUAGUGAUGAUGCUUUAUCAUCCUAUGCUUAUGUUUCAUUUCAGCAUAUAAUGUUUGUUACUCAUACUUAUUUGUAUAAUACCAAGAACUCAGUAAUCACUUUAGAGAUCAAUAUAAGGAUGGCAUUCCUACUCCAAGAUAAUUGCACUCUAAAUACAGAAAAUACCAGUGAAGGAAAUGGAGGUGAAAUAUUGCAAGCAAAACAAGUAAUCAGUCUGUUUGCACACAUCUAAUUAUUUCCAUUUUUUUCCACUUUGUAUUUGUCCAAUAAGGGAAAAAGUAGCAAUUCUAACAGACAAAAUGAGGGGCAUGUCUAACGAUGUGAUGCUAGUUCAGGUGCUCCAAUAAAUAGUCUUUAGCUGGAGCAGUCAAAUUAAUUCACCUUUAUAGCAGGGAAGACAUGUAUUCUCUAUAUGACAUGUAAGUCCCCAGCCAGAUAUUCUGUUUUCUUCCAGUUGCAGUGGUCAUGGGGGUUUGAUUCUUCUCAUCUUCCCAUUGAGAAGUCAUUGACUUUAAGGUUGACUUUUCUUAUGGAGAACGCCUAAUACUUGUUAUCAGAGUGACUACUGUUUCAGUACUCCAAAUUCCGGUCAGCACUUUCAAUUUCAGAACUGGAAGAUAAAAACUGAUCAAGCUAAGAAAGUUGAAUUCAUAAGAACAGCAGAAAAACUAAAAAAUCAACUUGCGAAUAUAGAAAAAGACAAAAAUGGCCAUCUGUACAGCAAGAAGAGUGAUUUCAGGGUGGAGUACAGCAGAUUGGAAGAAAUGGAACAUAAAAUGACCAACAACAGGAAAGCUGAAAAAGCUAAAAUCCAGCAACAACUAGCAAAAAUACACAAUAACGUUAAGAGACUUCAGCGACAAUUGAAAGAUGUGAAGCCUACACCAGAAUUUGUUGAAAAGCUCAAAGAAAUGAUGGAAGAAGUUGAAAAUGUAAUACAUUGUUUUAAAGAAGAACAACGACUAAUAUAUGAAGAUCUUAUGAAGGAGGAAAAGAGUACUACUAAUGAGCUCAGAGCCUUAGAGAAGAAAAUUGACACGUGGGCACUACAUAGUUCAACCAGAGAAAGAGUUUUCAAUUUGCUCUCAGGCAAAGUUCCAGUGGACAAAACACUGCAAAAUCAUCUACCUAAAGAAGUAGUAGAAUUUGAAAGGUUCCUUCAGCAAACAGGAGGACGACAAGGAGGCUGGGAUGAUUAUGAUCAUCAACAGUUCUUGAAAGCAUGGACAAAACAUAAAGGAAAAUCUGUUUAUAUAGAAGAAGCCCUUGAGUAUCUCUCUGGAAGAACAAAAGAAGAUAUUCAACAGCAUGGAACAUGGUAUCAAGAAUUUAUGAUUUUAGAGGAAAGAAAAAAAGAGUCUAUUCAAAAAUGGAAAUUGAAGAAGCAACAAGAAAAGCAAGAAAUUUUCAAGGAAAAUCAGAAGUCAAAGGAAAUGAAGAGAGAAAAUCUUCAACAAGAAGCAGCUCAAAAGCAGAAAGCAGAGGCGGAAAGGAAAAAGCAACAAGCAGCAAUUGAAGCAUGGAAAAGACAUAAAGAAAUAGAAUUUGCAAGGAAACAAGCAUCUAGAUUGAAAGAGGAAGAAGAGAAAGAAAAAAGGCAGCAGAAGGAUCGUCGGCGCCAUUUCCAACUGAAGCUACUCUUAGAAAAGCACAUUCAGCAAAAGGAGGAACAGAAAGCUCAACAAAGACUUGAAAAGGAGAAGAGAGAGGAUGCUGAAAGAGAAGAGAGGAAGAGAAUUGCUGCAGAAGAAAUUUCUAAGUUUCAAGAGCGAGAUCUUCAUAAACUUGAACUAAAGAUUCUAGAAAAGCAGACAAAAGAAGAGGAAAAAAAAGAAAAAGAAAGGAGACUGGCAAAGUUAAGGGAAAAGGUUGAAGUUCAUGUAACCAGGGACCCAUCCAGACUGUACAAACCUACCAAGGGUUGGGAGGAACGCACAAAAGAGAUUGGAUCAACAGAUGUGCAGGCACUUACAUAUAUUCCACACAGGGCUGUCCCAACCUGGAGACAAGGGCUAUAGCUGAUCAUCUGCAUAUACUUUAUUUUGGAAGAUUAAUUACAUACAAAUAAAAUGACCGAGUCUUAAAAGUUUUAUGAAAACUUUUUUAUACAGUGAAGAAUAUUAAUUGUGUAUUAUUACAUGGGUUUCAGGUUCUGACCAUUUAAUUUUUGUUGUGUUAGCAGCGUAUUCAUUAUGGUAUGUGUUUGAUAACUGGCAUAUCAUCCACAGUUCCAUAAAUGUGAAAAUGAAAUAACAGAAUAGAAAAAGAUGACUAUAAAUAAUGUCAUGGAACAACAAUCAGUUAUAUUAAAAUUACUGUUCUUGUACAUUAUUCUAGAUUAUAGAUCAUAUAUGAUCUAGUCAUUUUGGGAAACUAUGGAAGGAAAUAGUAUUUUUGAAGAACAAAUGUGCUGUGUUGCAAUUGCUUCAUAUUUUCUCCCACAUUUGCUGUGUCCAUAAUUUCCACAAUUAGUUAUUUUAAAAUAUUGGUGUUUUUAUAUUUGAACAAAUAAGAUAUUUCACAAUUAGAUGAGUGAUAAUAGAAUGACUAUUCUGUGCUGCAGACUAUUGUACUAGUGUCAAUAUGACUUGGAUAGGGACUGCUAUUUUGCAAAAUAAAUAUUUAUUUUGUUCUUGUUUUAGUAAUACUAUUUUCAUUAUGCAUAGUGUCUUUCAUCCAAGAAUCUCAAAAUGCCUUACAGAUGGUAGGUGGUAUCUCCAUUUCAUAGAAAGAGAAGUUGAAGAACAGGGUUAGUCACUUGACUUGAGCCUCAAUGCUAGUUUAAUGUUGAACCUGGGACUAACUCUUUGGUUUCCAUUUGAAAACA